This is a messenger RNA of Loxodonta africana (African savanna elephant), 2901 nucleotides long. It is a transcript of the gene PABPC1L, whose product is annotated as poly(A) binding protein cytoplasmic 1 like. The coding region runs from base 30 to 1412 and encodes 460 amino acids. The transcript is spliced from 10 exons. Lineage: Eukaryota; Metazoa; Chordata; Mammalia; Proboscidea; Elephantidae. Gene Ontology annotation, molecular function: mRNA 3'-UTR binding; poly(A) binding; poly(U) RNA binding. The record is from RefSeq and is a predicted model, not a curated record. Gene Ontology annotation, cellular component: nucleus; ribonucleoprotein complex; cytosol.
GUCCUCCUCGCCCCUCCGCGCCGCCCGCCAUGAACGCCAGCGGCCCGGGGUACCCGCUGGCCUCGCUCUACGUGGGCGACCUGCACGCCGACGUGACCGAGGCCAUGCUCUACGAGAAGUUCCUGCCCGCCGGCCCGAUCCUGUCCAUCCGCGUGUGCCGCGACGUGGCCACCCGCCGCUCGCUGCGCUACGCGUACAUCAACUUCCAGCAGCCAGCCGACGCGGAGCGGGCCCUGGACACAAUGAACUUUGAGGUGAUCAAAGGCCAGCCCAUCCGUAUCAUGUGGUCCCAGCGAGACCCAGGACUUCGCAAGUCGGGUGUGGGAAACAUCUUCAUCAAGAACCUAGAGGACUCCAUUGACAACAAAGCCUUAUACGAUACCUUCUCUACUUUUGGGAACAUCCUUUCUUGCAAGGUGGUGUGUGACGAGCACGGUUCCCGGGGCUUCGGGUUCGUCCAUUUUGAGACCCACGAGGCCGCGCAGCAGGCCAUCAGCACCAUGAACGGGAUGCUACUGAACGACCGCAAAGUCUUCGUUGGCCACUUCAAGUCCCGACGGGAAAGGGAGGCAGAGCUGAGGGCUCGGGCCAUGGAGUUCACCAACAUCUACGUGAAGAACCUCCAAGUGGACAUGGAUGAGCAGGGCCUACAGGACCUCUUCUCUCAGUUUGGGAAGCUGCUGAGUGUGAAGGUGAUGAAGGACAACAAUGGCCACUCCCGGGGCUUUGGCUUUGUCAACUUUGAGAAGCACGAGGAAGCCCAGAAGGCAGUGAUGGACAUGAAUGGGAAGGAGGUGAGCGGGCGGCAGCUCUAUGUGGGCCGGGCCCAGAAGAGAGUGGAGCGGCAGAACGAACUGAAACGCAAGUUCGAGCAGAUGAAGCAGGACCGGCUGAACCGCUACCAGGGUGUGAACCUGUAUGUGAAGAACCUGGAUGACUCCAUCGAUGACGAGAAACUGAGGAAAGAGUUCUCACCCUAUGGAGUGAUUACCAGUGCAAAGGUGAUGACAGAGGGUGGCCACAGCAAGGGGUUUGGCUUUGUGUGUUUUUCCUCUCCAGAAGAGGCGACAAAGGCCGUGACAGAGAUGAAUGGGCGCAUCAUUGGCACGAAGCCGCUGUACGUGGCACUGGCCCAGCGCAAAGAGGAGCGGAGGGCUAUCUUGUCCAACCAGUACAUGCAGCGCCUCUCCACCAUGCGGGCCCUUGGCGUCCCCCUCCUGGGCUCCUCCCAGCAGCCCACCAGCUACUUCCUGCCCGCCAUGCCCCAGCCAAUAUUGGCACCCAGACCACAGGACCUGGUGGAGCAGAAGGCUGUACAUCAGGCCAGCUCCUCCUGCCGUAUAGACAUUCCUCAGCAGCACACAACGUUCACCGGGUCCUGGAGUCACCUAUGCACAGACAGGAGCCCCUAACCGCAUCCAUGCUGGCUGCAGCCCUGCCGCACGAGCAAAAGCAGAUGAUUGGUAAGUGGCUGGUGCUCAUCUAGAGCAGCAAGAGAAGGGCUGGGAGGUGGCUGGUCUGCUGGGAAACUCCCUGGAAGCCAGGGGGUGUGAGGACACGGUCCAGCCUUGCCGCUGACCAUCCUGCUAACCCACUAGGCCCUUGUUGUCCCUUUUUUUUAGUUGUUAAAAACAUACAUAACCCAACAUUUGCCAGUUUGUUUCUCUUGUGUACAAUUUUGUGACAUCAGUCACAUUACUCAUGUCGUGCAGCCAUUGCUGACACCCAUUGCCACAUUUUCCAUCGCUGUUGUAUACAGAAACUCAGUGCUUCCUAAACGGUGACUCCUCUUUUCCCUGUUCUCUAACAACACUUGCCAGACCAGUGGUCCCUGGGUUUCUUCCAGCUCUAGUCUUCUACGACUCGGACUUACUCUGGGAGAGACCCCAGAUGUGGGGAGAUUGGGAUCCGAAGCAGAAGUGAGGGUAUAGCCUUGAGUUUCUGCUGCAAAGUGGCCCACGAGGUGGGUAUUGCAGCUCUAGGCACCUCUCCUGAAUGGGAGGAAGCUGUUGCCAAAUGUCCUCCGUCUCCCAGUGCCCAUUGCAGGGAGGUGGGGAAUAAGCUUGUGUUGGGUGGAUAAAUGUCGUUCCCCACUGGACUCUGAACUUGUCAUGCCAUCUCUAUCCCCAGUGUCUAGGACAAGCCCUGCUUAGGAUGCCACUAACUGCCAAAUGAAUGAGCAGGCUUGUUACUGGUUGGCAGAUCCUUUUCCUUAUGGCUGCCAAGCUCUCCAGGCCCGUCACUGAAGGCCGCCAUUGCCACCACUCCCUUGUCUCCUAAGCUCAUUCAGGUUUUGCCAUUUUCCUGGCACCCCUCUUGCCCCCACCAAAGAAAAAUUCUAAGUGGGCUUAAUGGAGGUUAAGGCGUUGCUAGCAGCUCUCCAUAAACAUCUUCAAUUUUGUCAUGGGAAGACCCCUUCUAACUCCACCUAAGGCACCCUGUCCUGGCUAGGGCCACCAUACCUUGCUGAGGUGGGCUGACCACCAGCAUCAGGCCCUGCCACUAGAAAUCCUUGAUGGUGGAAAGUGACUUUACCUAAUGGAGAAACCAACUUACAGAUUACUUCACCUGUAGUAUCAAAAAAAAAAAAAAUUUUUUUUUAGUAUCAAAGUUUUUUUUUUUUUUUUCCCUUCAAAAUCGAUUUCUUCAAAUUAUCCUUUUAAGGUGGGGUUUACCCUGCCCACUUUAUGGUUGGGAAAGAGGGUCCCAGUAAAUUUGGGUGACACAGCCUUGAAAGAGCAGUUCUGGAACAAGAACCCAGAUGUCCUCACUGCUCCACUCCACAAUACCAUCGUGGAGUGCCAGGGUAUCAGCCAUCCCAGGUGUGUGCAAAAGCCCUCAGAGGUUGUUCUGAACAGGUGAGCGGCUCUACCCCCUUAUCUACGGUGUCUACCCCCACCU